This is a messenger RNA of Adineta steineri, 663 nucleotides long. Lineage: Eukaryota; Metazoa; Rotifera; Eurotatoria; Adinetida; Adinetidae. The record is from the annotation of a GenBank genome assembly.
AUGACAUCUGCUGCAGCAGAAGCUUUAAUCGGUCUAGAAAACUAUUCAUCUAGUCAAGUGGAUCAAUUUACCGCUCCCUCCACUGCUCCCGCUGAGAUUACAUCAUUUACAACUGAAAUUUUAUCUGCUGCUGCAUCUAUUCACAAUUUGAUACCUCUUCUUCAACAAUAUGAUGGUUUUCUUGUUGCUUGUUUCUCUGAACAUCCACUUGUCGAAAUGUUACGAGAACAUACCGAUAAACCAGUGGUUGGCAUUAUGGAAGCCAGUCUUGUACAUGCAACACUUUUAGGACAUCGAUUUGGAAUUGUAACAACGAAUAAAGAGUGGGAGGCAUUACUUGCUAAGAGUGUUCGUAAUAUGACACUUGAUCAUCGAUGUGGAGGAAUUAAAGCAACUAAUAUUUCUCCUGCUGGUUUGAAACUUGCUGAACAAGAUAUUGUCAAUGCUGCCAUAGCUGAAGCAGCCAGAGAACUUGUUGAAAAGAAUGGAUGUGAUGUUAUUGUCUUGGGAUGUGCAGGAAUGAGUGGAUUGGAGAGCACGGUACAACAAUCUGUAAUUACCUUGGGUUCGAAGAUAGCUGUGAUUGAUGCAGUAGUCGCUGGAUAUGAAGUUUUAUUAGAACUUGUAGAUAUGCAAAAGCAUGGGCAUGGUCAAGUUAUGUGA